AAAUGUUCGCAUAUAUUUUGUACCGAACAUGGUUUAAUGUUAAUUAUGAAUGAUGACAAUGAUAUUUGUCCAGCGUGUGAUGUGUGUUUAAAUAAACCUGAAGGUGUUCUACGUGUUAAAUUAAAUCCAGAUGAAGUUACUAAAUCGGUAAUGUUGGCGGGUUUAACUCCUGAUGUAAUUAUGGAUGUUCUCACUAGGGGAUUAAGUUUUUGGGUAUAUCAAGUUAACGAACAGAACUUGUAUUUAGAAGCAGGUUUAAAAACCGCCAGCGAAAAUCUUACAGCUUUAGGUGAUUACUGUGAAAAGAAUUAUGUUCAAUAUAAAAAACAAACUGAUCGACUUAAUCGUAAAAUUCAAUCUUUGAAUGAGGAAUUGGAAGUGAAUAAGAAACAGUGCGAAGAUUUGAUUCAACAGUUGCAGGAAAAGACAAAAAUAAUAAAUCAGUUACAGUUAAAUAAAAUGAAAAAUAGUUAUUCAGCUACGAACAAUACUGCGCAAGUAAAAGAAACCUCUCCAAAUUAUUUUAAUCAAAAAUUAACGCCUCCUCAAAAUGCUGCAUUCACUGCAGAUUCAUUCAACGAAUAUAGAGUUCCAAAACAAGAACCACCCACACCAAUUUUUUCCAAUUUAACUCAAAGAGAAUCUUCAUCGCAAAAUUUUCCAAACUUUACACAAAAUUUUGAACUGGAAACAAAUCGUCCCGAGCAACCAAUCACACCAAAAUUAUGUACACCGAAUUUCUCCAAAACCAACAAAUCAAAUUCAUCGCAAAAUUUUGCAAACUUCACACAAAAUUUUGAACUAGAAACUAAUCGUCCCGAGCAACCAAUCACACCAAAAUUAUUUACACCGGAUUCCUCCAAAACUAACGAAUCAAAUGGCUAUUCAAUAUUUUCACCAAAAUUUGAAGAACCAGGAGCAUUUCCCUCAUUUUCGCCACAAAAUAAACAAGUCAAAUACAUUCCAUUCAAUGCAUCGCGAUUUAAUCGUAACGGUAUGAAGGUCCACUCUAAAAAAGAAUUCAAUUUCCAACCAAAGAAUUGA
Chrysoperla carnea is the source of this 1044-nucleotide messenger RNA. RefSeq lists its product as uncharacterized. Gene Ontology annotation, biological process: reciprocal meiotic recombination. The record is from RefSeq and is a predicted model, not a curated record. The transcript is spliced from 5 exons. Gene Ontology annotation, cellular component: synaptonemal complex. Gene Ontology annotation, molecular function: ubiquitin protein ligase activity. The coding region runs from base 37 to 1044 and encodes 335 amino acids. NCBI's taxonomy places the organism in Eukaryota, Metazoa, Arthropoda, Insecta, Neuroptera, Chrysopidae.